Molecule: messenger RNA, 710 nt
Organism: Periconia digitata
Lineage: Eukaryota; Fungi; Ascomycota; Dothideomycetes; Pleosporales; Periconiaceae
Source: the annotation of a GenBank genome assembly
AGUACAACAUGUCCCAGUCACAAGAAAUCCAAGGCUGAUUUUUCCGAGGCAGCCGAGUUUCGGCCUAAACAUGAAUUGGCCCCCCGUAGAAUCACCCCAUCCAAGCUGAAAAGUGGAACCACAAUUCCGGACCUGUUUUUCUUACAUGUGUCACUUGCCUCAUUUCUUCAUCAGGACCACUUACCCAAUUCUUUUCUACGUCUUUUCACGCAUUUCCCACUCGUCACAUUUUUCUUUUCCCUUCCGCUGCGGUGAGCAGUUCUCUCUUGGAAGCACCGGUCGUCAAAGGAACAGCGGAAGGUUCAAUCCUGGAGCGAUGUUGAUCACGCGCGGCUUCUCUCUGACCAACUUCGUCAUCGGAUCUUCCGCGCUAUGCUUCCAGAUCUUCGUUCUUUACCCAUGGCAUGAGAAGCUCGAGGAACACUUCAACGAAAUGACCAAAUCGCAUCAGACUAUGCUGCAAGAGACCACAAGAAGACACAAGCAGGAGCUUGCUGGUAUUCGCGCUGAAUUGGAGAAGUUGACGAAGGAAAAGGAACGGAGGGGAAGGUUCUGGUGAUUCGGAGAUUCAGAAUCGUUGUCUGAAAACCAUGCGACAGGGAGACCAAGGGGAAUCGCGCGCCUCAUUUACAUGGAACUUCUAUCCGGCGCCUGAUCGUCCGCACAUCACGAGACGCUGUUUCCGGGGCAACUUUUGGCAUAAUCCCCUU